UUGAAAUGUUGCCAAAUGCUGUUGCAUCGUGUCCGGGGGUGUUUUUUUCUCUUUGAGGCGGUGGUAGUACUUUUCCAAAUACCACCCUCGCUGAAACACCUUAAGAUUCAUCUUUCAAGCAGACACUGUCAGACGUCAGAGAGCUCACUGAGUGAAGCAACCUUUGUCAACUUGUCUUCUCCUACUUGUUUGUCAAGGACCACAGCAGCACCAGGAGCCAUGGCAGACCCGUGGCAGAGGGCCUAUGACUUUGCCGUGGAAGUGGCGAGAAAAGCCGGGGCGGAAAUUAGGAAAGCCGGCGAAAGCGAAAUAAGGGUGAUGACCAAGAGUUCCACUGUGGACUUGGUCACCAAGACAGACGAGAGGGUGGAGAAAAUCAUCAUCGACUCCCUGAAGGAGGAAUUUGGAAAUGACACCUACGGGUUCAUAGGCGAGGAGUCGGUGGCCAAAGGCAUUCCCUGCAUUCUGACCGACAAACCCACCUGGAUCAUUGACCCGGUGGAUGGAACCACCAACUUUGUCCACGGGUUCCCAUUUGUGGCAGUGUCUAUUGCCUUUGCAGUCAAAAAGAGGUUGGAGUUCGGUGUGGUGUACAGCUGCUUGGAAGACAAGAUGUACAAAGCAAGGAGAGGGAAAGGAGCUUUCUGUGAUGACGAGCGCAUCCAAGUGUCUGACGUGAAAGAUAUUCACAAGUCCAUCAUAAUCUCUGAACAUGGGACAGACAGGAGCCCUGAGAAGGUCACCAAGAUCUUCUCCACCAUGCAGAGGAUUCUCUGCAUCCCAGUGCACGGGUUUAUAUUGCCCAAGACGCACCACAUGAUGACAACGACUGCUUUACCCAUACCGGCUCGGUCGUCGCCCGGGUGAACAAGGACCGCGUCUACCGUUGGCCACCAGGACGGAGGUGGAAAAUUUACUCCUGGAAACUCUGCAGAUUCCGUACUAGAGACAAUUUAGUUGUGGGAACCUGGAAUGUAAGGACACUAACUGCUGAUGGGAAGAAGUCCAGCAAAAGAUCAGCCAAGCCUUCGGCCUACAUGAUUACCUGCUCACCACGGUCAUAAAGCGGAAACUUGGGUGGUACGGACACAUCACCAGAUCCUCAGGCCUUGCAAAAAACAUCCUGCAAGGCACCGUACAAGGUGGCGGGAGGCAAAAGAAAAGAUGGGAAAAUAACAUUUGAGAAUGGACUCACCUGAAACUCAUUGAGGCAAUGAGAACUGCUAAGGACAGAGCGGGAUGGAGAGAGCUGGUCAACAGAUCGUCUGUGGUGCCCCAACGACCCUCCGGGGUUAUGGGAUAGGUUAGGUUAGGUUAGGGGUUAUUUCAUAUGUUGACCAGAGGGGGAGAACUUCACAUUUUUACACACACUUGUUAUUGUAUAUGUUGACCAGAGGGGGAGCAUUUUUAAAAGCGACACGCAUUCAAUGUGAAAAAUCCCUCUUUUUUGGGACCACCCUCACUUUGAUAGAUGUCACCACCAGGGGUGUUAAUGAGAGCUCUAUUUUUGGUUUUUUUGUAUUGUGCUUAAAGCCGAUGACAAAGGAGUCACGGACCACAAAUGGCCCCUGUACCGCACUUUAAACAACCCAGCUGUAGAAGCUAACUGUUAUUGGUCACUAUAGUCUUAGUAACGUAGUGUAUUUGUUCACCCUUUGGUCACAUGUGGGUUGUCUUACGUCAGCACCGGAAGUCGUAAAACAGCUGUUCACCUGGUGGGUUAUUUUUGGGGAUGAAUAGAGAGGUCCUUCUUUAGCUUGUUUUAUCAUAUAUUGCUGCCUUUGCACCUGUCAAUGUUUACUUUUGUAUUCAAAUUAAGUCAACCAAAAAUCCUGACUUUGGAGCAAUGUUCACAGACUCUAAUAUUUGCCUCUCUACAUGAUUUAUGUCCUAACUUGUUCACCUGUCCUCAUAUGGAAGCUACUUUUCUUUGUUGAUGUCUCAAGAAGGGCAGAAAUACAAGAACACACGCACACACAUACGCACGCACACACGCACACACACACACACACACACACACACACACACACACACACACACACACACACACACACACACACACACACACACACACACACACACACACACAUCAAA
This is a messenger RNA of Nerophis ophidion (straightnose pipefish), 2094 nucleotides long. Its product is annotated as inositol monophosphatase 1-like. Bases 16 to 867 code for a protein of 283 amino acids. Lineage: Eukaryota; Metazoa; Chordata; Actinopteri; Syngnathiformes; Syngnathidae. Gene Ontology annotation, molecular function: inositol monophosphate 1-phosphatase activity. The record is from RefSeq and is a predicted model, not a curated record. The transcript is spliced from 8 exons. Gene Ontology annotation, biological process: signal transduction; inositol metabolic process; phosphatidylinositol phosphate biosynthetic process.